AUGGCAAGGAAAUUUGAUAUGAUCAAGGAUAUUGAUGGAAAAAGAGAGACUUUGAAACUUGUUGUCCGAAUUGUGGAUCUGUGGUUUGUUGAGUCAUGGGAUUCCAAACGAAAUAUGAAGAUGAUUCUAACAGAUCAAAAGGGUGAUGUUAUCCCUGCUAUGAUUAAGAAGGAAGACAUUGCUACGUGGGAAGACAAGCUAAAGGAGGGAGAAAAUGUCAUUGGUGUGGUGGAUAAUGUGGAGGAGAAACCAAGUUCCAAAAAUGUUGUGUUUGACCUAAAGGACUUGAGUGGUGCGUCAAUCUGUUGCACUCUUUGGGAUUCAUAUUGUAUGCGGUUGGUUAGUUAUUGGAGGGAAAGUCAUGAAACACCUUAUCCGGCUAUUAUUCUUACUCAGGCAAAGAUAAAGGCUGCCUCAGGUCCAUGGCCGGUGUCAUUGUCUAAUUGUUGGAAUGGAUCGAAGUUGAUUAUGGGAGAUGAUAUAUCUGAACUGAUUGAAUUUAGGAAGGAAUUUUCAAAAACUACUGCUCAUGAAAUUUUUGAGGAGGGAAGCCAAUAUAGUGGAUCUUCCCAGAUUAGUCAUGUUGAUAGGUUUAUGUAUAAAACUGUUGUUAAGAGUGUUUUAGAGAUCCUGACUGUGAUAGAGGAGAUUUCAUGUGUUACUAUUGCACAUACACUUAAAUUUAACUUAGGAAAUGAUGGAUGGAGUUACUUGGUUUGUAACUUAUGCGCAAAAAGAACAUAUGAAGUUGGUUCUUUUAAGUGUUUGAAUUGUGAUGGUUAUAAUGAGUAUCCAAAAAUGAGGUACAAGCUUGAAAUUCAAGUGACCGAUGGAAAAAAGGUUGUUAACUUCAUGCAUUGGGACCAAGACUGCAUCAAUUUAAUUGGUCUUUCUACUGGUGAUUUGCGAAAGAAAAUGAUCAAGGUCAAGCCACAAGGAAAUAACCGACCUGCUUCAGUAAUGAGAGUUUCAACUGAUCAUGAAAUUAUAGGUCACAUUAGUAGUCUUCUUGGACAAACUCAGGUAAUGGAAAUUGUUGAAGCUAAGGAAAAUUGUUCUGAUGAAUUAGAGCUUCAUAAGGACAAGUCCAUAGCAAUUGAGGUUGGGAAACGUAUGAGUGCCAGUGAGUCUGAUGUCCAUACUCAUACUGGGAGUUCUUUAGCAAUGGAACUUGCUGAAUGUGGUGAUAAUGCAGCAUGCGACUUAUCUGCUGAUACUGAUAGUUCAUUAAUGUGCCUUUCUAGGACAGCUGAUCUUGAUCCGGAUUAUGUGUCACGCCCAGAAAAGAUCUUUGUACUACCAGUAACAAUGAAGACAUAG
Molecule: messenger RNA, 1320 nt
Organism: Vigna unguiculata (cowpea)
Lineage: Eukaryota; Viridiplantae; Streptophyta; Magnoliopsida; Fabales; Fabaceae
Source: RefSeq, a predicted model, not a curated record